CCCCCCGAGGCGCCGCCCCCGCGCCCCGCGCAGCGCGUCCCCCGCGCCGCCGCCGCCGCGAGUCCAGCUCCCAGGAGGAGGAGGUCAUCGACGGCUUCGCCAUCGCCAGCUUCAGCACCUUGGAGGCCCUAGAGAAGGAUAUGGCCCUGAAGCCACAUGAGCGGAAGGAGAAGUGGGAGCGUCGCCUCAUCAAGAAGCCCCGGGAGUCGGAAACCUGCCCCCCUGCGGAGCCGAGUGAGAACCGGCGGCCCCUGGAGGCAGGCAGCCCCGGGCAGGAGCUCGAGUCCCCCUGCGAUGGGGCGAGGAAGGUCCCACUGCAGCCCUCCAAGCAGAUGAAGGUCACCGUGUCCAAAGGGGGCGACCGGGACAGUGACGACGACAGCGUCCUCGAAGCCACCAGCUCCCGGGACCCGCUCAGCGAUAGCUCUGCGCAGGCGGUCUCAGGGAGAGGCUACUCUUGCGACAGCGAGAGCGGCCCGGACGACAAGGUAAGCCCAGCGUCUUCCUCCUGGGCUCGGCUGAUGGCCCUGCCCUCCCCUGCUGACUCUGGCCCUGCGAGGUGGGCCCUGGAGACCAGGCAGAAGGCAUCCGUGGGCUCCGAGAAGCUCUUUGCCCCAGGAACCGAUAAAGGCCCAGCGCUUGAGAAGUCGGAGGCCAAGGCCGGGGCGGUGCCCAAGGUGUCAGGCCUGGAGCGCAGCCGUGAGCUCAGCGCCGAGAGCUUCCUGCCCGCGGCCAGCCCCGCGCCCCACGCCGCGCCCUGCCCGGGGCCCCCGCCCGGCUCCCGCGCCAGCCCCCUGGUGAAGAAGGAGCCCCCUGCCCCGCCCCGCCACACCCCGCAGCCCCGCGGCCUGCUCCCGACACACGUGCCUGCAUCCCUGGGCGCCUUCGCGGGCCACGGCCUCAGCAGGAGCAGCAGCGCCCCCCUGGGCCUGGGGAAGCACGUGUCGCUGUCGCCUCACGGGCCGGGCCCCCACCUGUCUACCUCACACCUGGCGCUCCGGGCCCAGGCGCAGCACCAGCUCCACGCGGCCAUGUUUGCCGCGCCCCCAACACUGCCCCCGCCCCCGGCGCUGCCGGCCAGCAGCCUGGUCCUCCCAGGACACCCGGCCGAUCACGAGCUGCUCAGGCAAGAGCUGAACACGCGGUUUCUGGUGCAGAGCGCCGAGCGGCCUGGCGCCUCCCUGGGCCCGGGGGCUCUGCUGCGGGCGGAGUUCCAUCAGCACCAGCACACACACCAGCACACGCACCAACACACACACCAGCACCAACACACAUUCGCCCCCUUCCCCGCAGGGCUGCCCCCGACGCCGCCCGCCGCACCCCCGCCGUUUGACAAGUACGCGCCCAAGCUGGACAGCCCCUACUUCCGACAUUCCAGCGUGAGUUUCUUCCCGUCCUUCCCUCCUGCCAUCCCGGGACUGCCCAGCCUGCUCCCACACCCCGGCCCCUUCGGCUCCCUGCAGGGUGCUUUUCAGCCCAAGACUUCAAACCCCAUUGAGGUGGCCCGCCGGGCUGGUGCGGUUCACACACUCCUGCAGAAAGCGCCUGGGGUGUCUGACCCAUACCGGGCGGUGGUCAAGAAGCCAGGGAGGUGGUGUGCCGUGCACGUGCAGAUCGCCUGGCAGAUCUACCGCCACCAGCAGAAGAUGAAGGAGAUGCAGCUGGACCCCCACAAGCUGGAGGUGGGUGCCAAGCUGGACCUGUUCGGCAGACCCCCCGCCCCGGGCGUGUUUGCUGGCUUCCACUACCCACAGGACCUGGCCCGGCCCCUCUUCCCCAGCACAGGUGCCGCCCAUCCUGCCUCCAGCCCAUUUGGAGCCUCAGCCCAUCCCGGCAGCUUCCUGCCCGCUGGCCCCCUGACAGACCCUUUCAGCAGACCGAGCACCUUUGGGGGCCUGGGGAGCCUGAGCAGCCACGCCUUUGGGGGCCUGGGCAGCCACGCACUGGCUCCUGGCGGCAGCAUCUUUGCCCCCAAGGAGGGCUCCUCCGUGCACGGCCUGCCCAGCCCCCACGAGGCCUGGAACCGACUGCACCGGGCACCACCCUCCUUCCCCGCCCCACCCCCGUGGCCCAAGUCCGUGGAGGUGGAGCGGGUGUCAGCCCUGACCAACCAUGACCGAGAGCCGGACAAUGGCAAGGAGGAGCAGGAACGGGACCUCCUGGAGAAGACGCGCCUGCUGAGCCGGGCCUCGCCCGCCACCCCCGCCGGCCACCCCGUCGUCAGCGGACUCCUGCUCCGGGGCCAGAGCGAGCUGGGCCGGCCUGGGGCCCCUGCGGAGCGCGAGUCCGAACCUCGGGUCAAGGAGAGCCGCUCCCCAGCCACGGAGGAGGCCGCCAAGAUGCCCGCGCACGCGUCCCCGCCCCACAGCAAGGCGGCUCCGGGAAACGUGAAGGUCAAGGAGGAGCGCGGGGAGGACGAGGCUUCCGAACCCCCGGGGGGCGCCCUGCACCCCGCGCCCCUGCAGCUGGGCCUGGGCCGCGAGCGCCUGGGCGCGCCGGGCUUCGCGUGGGAGCCUUUCCGCGGCCUGGAGCUGCCCCGCCGCGCCUUCCCCGCUGCCGCCCCCGCCCCGGGCCCCGCCGCCCUCCUGGAGCCCCCGGAGCGCCCCUACCGCGACCGUGAGCCCCCCCUGCAGGCGCUCGGGGCUCUGCAGGGGGAGCUGGAGCGCGCGCGGGCCCCGCACCUGCCGCCCGCCGCCCCCGCCCUGGACGGCGCGCUGCUGCCCUCGCUGGGCGCCCUGCACUUCCCUCGCCUGGCGCCCGGCGCGCUGCACAACGGGCUCCUGGCGCGGACCCCGCCCGCCGCCGCCGCCGCCCUCGGCGCACCGCCCCCACUGGUGACCGCGGCCGGGCCUCCCACGCCCCCCGGGCCGCCGCGGAGCCGGACUACGCCGCUGGGGGGCCUCGGGCCGGGCGAGGCGCGCGACUACUCCCCUUCCCGAAACCCCCCGGAGGUGGAGGCGCGGUAGCCCCGGGGCCGCAGACGCCUCUCCGAGCGCACCGCGGUCCGUUUCUCCGUCAGUUCCUAGAACUCAAGCACAGCUCCCGCCGAUCCUGGGGCGGCGCCGCCUCUCCACCCGCAGCCCGCGGAGGCGGGGACUUGGGUGUCGGCUUUUCUGAGGGUGAUCUUUUGUUUUCCGAGUUUGGGAUUCGGCUGUUGGGAAAAAAAAAUCGCGUUUGUACCUUUUCCCCCCACAAAUGAGAAGUGUUUGUAAUGGAUUUGUAUUUUUCUUAAUUUUAUGCUAUUUAGACGUUUAAAAGAACCAAAAAAGAAACUUUUGCUUCUUCGUUUUCGGUUGGGAUUUGCAGUUUAAUGGCCUCAGAUCCUUCUCCAGAUCCCCAGGGUUUCAUUGUCUUAUUUAUGGAGAAAAACCGGUCACUUUGUCCAGCGCACUGUGAGGCCCCCACUCAGGCCAGCCCUGGCCCCCCCCCUUGGUACUUGGAACCGAAGUUACAGAUCUAUAUUAAAAUAAUAAUAAUGUACAAAACUUUGUUUUUUGCCUUAUUAUGCAGAAGUGUAAGAGAAUUUCUUUUUUGGUUUGUUUUUUAAAAAGCAAACGAAACGUGUAAAUAGUCUGUUGAUAUAAAUAUAUGACGUUAUUAAAUUCUUAAUCUAGAUAGACUUUAUAAAUCGGUUUCCAGAAACCCCUCUGGUUGUUUGUCUAACAUGGUCACAAAAACCCAGGCGCUGCCGGUUGUAAACAUUCUCAGAAGUUUAAUGGCAGCAACUUUCCUUCAACUAUGCAAGCGCUCCCGCCGCUGGUGGGGGGAGGAAGGUUCCGCCAGCGACCUCCCAGCCCCUGGGUCCAUGGAGGAGUUGGGUACCCCCAUCAGGGCCCCUGGGCCAGCAGAACAGCACUCCUGGGCGGCUCCUGUGGGCUUCAGGACUGGCCAGCUCCAGCCGCAAGGGCGAUUCUGUGGACGUUUGUGUGGAUGGUGCAUUGUUCUCGGAAUCUGUAGACCAGAUCGGUGGAGGUUUAGAAGUGCAAGAGUCUAAAGGCUGAGUACAAAAAAAAAAAAAAAAAAUCACCGUUGUGUGUUUUCUUUCGCCUGAGGCAUCAGUGUCACCUUAGUGUGGGCAUCGCCUCCUGGGCCCUUGGCCUGGCCUCCUCUCGGUUUGGGUUUUGCCCUCACCCACAUGAGCCCCCCAUGCCCUGCCCCCCUUGAGGCCUUUUGUGUUCCCCUACGUCUGGGCUGUGUCCCUGCCAGGCUUCCCAGCCUUCAGGGUCAGCCGUUGAGCCACUUGCUUUGCUCAGUUAUGUGUUUCAGCCACGUUUCCACGGUGGACCCCAUUUGUUUGGAAUAUUCUGUUCCCAUAUCAAUCAGUGAUGAUAAAUACAGCCUUGAUUUGGAUGAAA
Molecule: messenger RNA, 4355 nt
Organism: Piliocolobus tephrosceles (Ugandan red Colobus)
Lineage: Eukaryota; Metazoa; Chordata; Mammalia; Primates; Cercopithecidae
Gene: FBRSL1
Product: fibrosin like 1
Exons: 19
Coding region: 141-2966 (941 amino acids)
Source: RefSeq, a predicted model, not a curated record